AUGGCAUCUUCCUCAAGCGCCUCAGCCGAGCUUUCUGCGGAUGGCUCAGCCCCCAUGCCAUCUGCCACAACAAAUCUCGCAAUUCAAGAUCUGAAGCAAUCUUUGUUCGAUGCUAUCACAACAGCCAGCGAUAGCCGAUCAAGGGCUGUUGAAAAUCAAUUCGUAACAAUGGAGCAGCUGAAAGAGCUCAUUCAGACAACUCUCGAUAAGCUGAUAGAGGCAAAAGCCGAGUCAACCGCCGAAGACGAGGAGGAGGAUAAAGAGACUGAAGAUGACAAGAAGAAAUCUUCGGAUGCGGCAUCUUCAACGAGCGAGAUAAAAAUUGUCAAUGAAAUUUGGGAUAGAGAUACUUGGGAUUUCGUCCUUGUGGAUGGGUCAAGUACCGUCAAGACUGACGAAUUGCCUCCUUUCGGGUUUCAGGUCCGAAAGCGUGUCGAUCGUGAGAAUGUGGUUACUACUUUUAUCGACCUGAAGUCCCCGGACUUACGAGAUAUCCUGAGAGACGUAUUCAAAGACAUAAGAAGCGUCGAUCUUGCCAGUCAAACCCCAACAAUCAAAGCAGACGUGUUGUAUCAUUUCCUACCAGAAUUGAAGGAACUUUCCCAGACUGGGCAAUCCGAUGAAGACAAAAAAGAAUAUUUCCAAAACCUAGGUAAAAUCUGUCAGUACCUUGAGGAAGCCUACAGGGUCACUACGGACCGUGUAGAGUCUCUUAUCCGUGGUGGAUAUAUUUCCUAUGACCUCCUCUGGGCAUUGUUCAAACCGGAAUCUCUUUCAUACUGCUCAUGCCCCGCGACAGAUCUGCCCAGAUGCAUCAAAUACAUCGAAGGGUACACUCAAAAGCCAAAUUAUCAAGAAGAUAAAGAGUUCUUCAAGAUUCGCGCUUGUUUUCUCAAUGUGGACGGCGGAUCAGUCAGAGAAACUCUCAAAACUUAUGAAAUUGAGAAAUUCAACGGGCGCAAACGGAUAGAAGAUUUGCCUAUCUACCCUCUACAAUAUUAUCCGGAUCAGGGAAUAAAGGAGUUUCUAAUCUCCCGAGGUCGCAAAUUUGUCUCGCUUGCGAGCAAUCGUUGUCAUCGCCGCUACAGCGGGAAUAUCUUUUUUGAGCCGGAGGAUCCGAAUGAGAUUAAGCUCGCCAGGAAGUUCGUUGAUGGUAGAAUCAUGGUGGACUCUGUAGCUUUCCGGAAGAUGGUUCCGAGAUACAGAAGGCUACGUUCUGAAACCCCAGCGUCUUAUAGUAUGUUCUGGUCUUCGGGAGGCACACCUGCCAAAGUUGCUGGGAGGAAUUGUUUGGAUCCAGAAGACUUGCAAGACGAUGACUUUCUCAUUUGUAGCCCGACAGUGCUUGGUUUCGCUCUCGAUGACAAAAAAUGGGGGGAACUUUCUGUCUCGGAGGUGGAGGAGAUACAAUUCUCUGCCUCAUCAUUUGGCAAAGUCCUGAUCCCCGAAAAGCAAAAGGAUGUCAUAUUGUCAUUGACGGCAAGUCACCUUGUCUCUACGAGCGACAAAGAAUUUGGUGAUAUUAUAGAUGGAAAAGGCCGUGGAAUCAUCAUCUUAUUACAUGGUCCUCCAGGAGUCGGCAAAACAGUCACAGCAGAAGCACUAGCUGAUCAUCUUCGAAAGCCCUUAUACUCGGUUUCUGCAGGAAAUAUGGGAGAAAAGGCCGAUGAAUUUGAGGCCGAACUUACUCGCAUGUUUCGGAUUGCGAGUGACUGGGAGUCCAUUCUCUUGAUCGAUGAGGCAGAUACAUUUCUGCAACGGCGCGACCAGAAUAUCCAGCACAAUCGUAUCGUGGCGACAUUCCUCCGCACCCUCGAGUACUUUGACGGCAUCUUAUUUCUCACCACCAAUUUCGUGAAUAACUUUGAUAAAGCUAUUCUUGACCGUGUACAUCUCAAAGUGCGCUAUGAGGGCUUAGAUCAGUCGAAAAGAAAGAACAUAUUUAUUCAUUUUCUUCAGUCAAUCAAUGCUGAUGUCAAGGAUGCUGAUCUGGAUCGCUUCUGUGAAGUACGGUUGAAUGGCCGACAGAUACGAAACAUAGUUCGAGUUGCGCAUAGUCUUGCAUCACACCAGCGUCUCAAGACAUCUGCCGCCCAUAUUCAAUUAGCACUAGAAAGCAAUGGACACUACGUACGGGCAUAG
Molecule: messenger RNA, 2142 nt
Organism: Talaromyces amestolkiae
Lineage: Eukaryota; Fungi; Ascomycota; Eurotiomycetes; Eurotiales; Trichocomaceae
Exons: 8
Coding region: 1-2142 (713 amino acids)
Molecular function (GO): ATP binding; ATP hydrolysis activity
Source: RefSeq, a predicted model, not a curated record